Alternaria novae-zelandiae is the source of this 1461-nucleotide messenger RNA. RefSeq lists its product as uncharacterized. NCBI's taxonomy places the organism in Eukaryota, Fungi, Ascomycota, Dothideomycetes, Pleosporales, Pleosporaceae. The record is from RefSeq and is a predicted model, not a curated record. Gene Ontology annotation, molecular function: peroxiredoxin activity. The coding region runs from base 1 to 1461 and encodes 486 amino acids. The transcript is spliced from 3 exons.
AUGAGUACCGAUCCGGACGUCACCAAAAGCCUCGCGAGAGGCGGGCUAGCACCCGAGGAUAUCGAUUAUGUGAUCUAUUCGCACGUGCAUUGGGAUCAUAUUGGCGAACCUCGAGACUUUCCCACAUCUAAGUUCGUCGUCGGUCAUGGCUCACUUGCCUUGCUUAAUGGCACAUCGUCGUCUUUGCGCGGUGGCCAUUCUUUCUUCGAAAGUGAUCUUCUGCCAGAAGAGCGGACCAUUGGACUGUCGGAACCUUCGGCAAACGUGUUGACGAAGCACGACUCAUGCAGGGCGACGGGCGAUGUCAACUUCGGUGGUUCCUGGCAAACGCACGGAAACCUCCCUCAGACUUUGGAUGUCUUCAAUGACGGCUCACUGCUCAUCGUCAACGCACCCGGUCAUCUACCAGGACACAUCAAUCUUCUUGCUCGGACAUCUCCUGAUCACCAAAUUUACAUGGGCGGAGAUGCAUGUCACGACAGACGAUUGUUGACUGGCGAGAAAUCGAUUGGAGAGUGGAACGAUGCUCAUGGACAAGUCUGCUGCAUACAUGCCGACAGAAAGCAAGCUGAGACGACGAUUGACAGAAUCAGAGCCCUAGAGAGAGACGGCGUCGAGAUCAUCUUUGCACACGACGUCGAGUGGGAAAGCGAUCCAAAGAACAAGACGCGCUUCUUCGGCGCGGAGCAAAGCAUGGAUGACCAGCAGCGCCUAAAAGAGCGCUUCGACACCGAGCUCGGCUCCGCAGCCUACGACGAAUCCUGGGCGCGGAUGCUCAAACACUCACCAGAGAUGUUCGCAGCAUCCCUCCGCUUAACAGCCAUACCAAAGCGAAGCAGCCAUCUAUCACCCAAAAUCCAGUCCCUAAUCUCCCUCGCCGUAAGCGCAUCAUCAACCCACCUCCACGUCCCCAACAUCCAUCGCUACACCCGCGCCGCCCUAUCCGCAGGCGCCUCCCGCGCCGAAAUCGUCGAAACACUGUGUCUCACAUCCACCCUCGGCAUCCAUGCCUCCACAGUCGGCGUCCCAAUCCUCUUCGAAGUCCUCGAAGAGCGGGGCGAAGCCAUGCCAAAAGGCAUGUCGAACAUGAGCCCGCAGCAACUCGCACUAAAGCAGGAUUUCGAGACGAAGCGUGGGUACUGGAACGCGUUAUGGGAGGAGAUGCUGCUCAUCGCACCCGAAUUCUUCGACGCGUACACCGAGUUUAGUUCUGUGCCGUGGACGAACGAGGGGGGCAAGGGCGUGCUUGAACCCAAGGUCAAGGAGCUGAUAUAUUGUGCGUUUGAUACGGCGGCGACGCAUAUGUAUAAACCGGGGCUGAAGCUGCAUAUGCGGAAUGUGUUGAAUUAUGGGGGUACGAAGGAGGAGAUUAUGGAGGUGUUGGAGUUGGCGACGUUGUUGAGUAUUAGUACGUUGGAUGUGGGGUUGGAGGUGCUGGAGAUGGAGAUGGGAGGACGGUAG